AUGGUUCAUACUUACGCCAACAACGAGAACUCUAAUACUGGGCAAUGGUAUCCCAACAAUCGUAGCGAACGGAAAGAAUUACUAGACCGCUUACGUAAUCUUGAAGCUGAAAAUCAACAACUUCGAUGUCACAAUCGCUGCUUACAACAGGAGAACGCUUGGUUGAAAGAUCAAUUAAGUCAGACACAAGAACGUUCAAAAACUUUCGAAAAUCUCAACACUGACAAAGAAGAUUCAUCGGCGAGUCACGCUUAUCCGACGAUAUUGCAGCAUGUUGCAUCAGAGAGAUAUGAGAUACUAGAGAACCUAUAUCAGAAAGCUUCUUCGGCUUUUAUAAACUCUAGAACCGAUGAGGACUUUAAGACGACCCACUUAAAUAUAUUGGCUUUGCAUUGGGCAGAGCUCGAGGAUUAUGAACAAGCCUCCAAGCUAUUAAAAGAUUCUAUUGACAUACAAAAAGACACAUGCGGUCAAUUUCAUCCCGAUCUGGCGGCUACUUUAACUAACUUGACGAUUGUUUACAGUAAAUGCGGUCACUUUGAGAAAGCUGAGGCUACAUGUUUGGAAAUUGUGGCCAUAAAACAAAAAUUGCGUGGCGCAGAUCAUUUAGAAGUGGCAUCACAUUUAAGUGACUUGGCUUCAUUCUGCCAACAUCAAGGCAAAUAUGAAGACGAGCGAAUGUAUCAUCACCGAGCUUUGCAUAUAUAUGAGUCUCAACUGGGCGGCAACAGUGUUUGUGCUACACAUACGAAAUUGCUUUUGGCAAAAUGUCUUGUCAGGCAGGGACAAUUCGAAGAGGCUGACUACUUCUACAAACAAAUAUUGAUGCAAGCUUAUGAAAGAGGCUAUGGCUUCGCUGACGACUCGCCUGAAAUCAUUCAGCAGCAGCAAGAUGAUGAAAAUGUUGAAACGAAUGUAGCGAAUAAG
This is a messenger RNA of Glossina fuscipes, 927 nucleotides long. RefSeq names its product kinesin light chain-like. Gene Ontology annotation, biological process: microtubule-based movement. Gene Ontology annotation, molecular function: kinesin binding. The transcript is spliced from 2 exons. Lineage: Eukaryota; Metazoa; Arthropoda; Insecta; Diptera; Glossinidae. Gene Ontology annotation, cellular component: cytoplasm; kinesin complex; membrane-bounded organelle. The record is from RefSeq and is a predicted model, not a curated record. The annotation marks the transcript as partial.